AUGGAAGCCCCGACCAGGACUAGUGAAUCUAGGACAUUAGCCGAAACCAAUGGAGAGGAGACGACCCGCAUUCGACUUGCCAUCAAGACGCCUUCGGGACCCUUGUCAUUAAACGAGACCGCGGUACGAGCUUUCUUUCAACGGUACAGCCAUCAUCUGCAAGCAGCUUUGGACGAUGUGAUAGACGGAGCCACGAUAGCGAAAGGGUUUUGGGCCGACCAAUUUGUCAAUUCUUCGCCCGAUACUCUCGUGACUGGCAGCGACCCACAGCACCUAGCCUCUUCCAUCGACGAGGUGCUGAGCGGCUACAAGCAGCAGGGUAUGCGGCGGAUCCAUGUGCGAGACAUCGACGUGAACCAACUUGAUGAUUGCCAUGCUGUCGCAAGCGUGGGAUGGUCGUUGUUCAGGGACACAAAUGACUCGGGCCACGCAGGUGUCGACUUCGAUGCCAGCUACUUCGUCAAGCAGGCGAAGGGGACCGACAUGAGGAUUUUUGGUUGGGUGGAGGGCCGGCCGAAGACUAUAUGA
Cyphellophora europaea CBS 101466 is the source of this 528-nucleotide messenger RNA. RefSeq lists its product as uncharacterized. Lineage: Eukaryota; Fungi; Ascomycota; Eurotiomycetes; Chaetothyriales; Cyphellophoraceae. Bases 1 to 528 code for a protein of 175 amino acids. The record is from RefSeq and is a predicted model, not a curated record. The transcript has a single exon.